AGCACAGAGCACCCCCCUCGGCAGCCCCAUUGGCCAGUCGGUGCCCCAGCUCCUGCCUGCUGAGCCGAAGACAGGUGCUGAGCCGGCCCCACACUUGGUUUUCAUUAAGGCUCCCAGACACCGCUGGCCACAGGCCAGGUCCGGCUCACGCGGGAUCCAUCCCUCCCUGGGGUCCAAAAACAGCCACCGGCCGGCAGGAGAGGCUCGCCGUGCAAAGACCGGCUUCAGGCGCCCGAGGCUGGGAGCUGAGGGUCCAGACCCCUCCCCGUGAGCCCUCCUCCUGUUACAUAACGGCUCCCCGGGGGGGGGGGGGUGGACCGGGAGAUGCUCUGGCCCCCGGCCCCCUCAGAGCUCCAUCCGUGCCCCAGGAGGGCCGCGGGGGGGGGCAACGCGGGAAGGCGGAGGUGGCCUACCUGGCCCCCGGGUCAGCAGGUCGUCCUCCCGGGGAAGGGGGCAGAGCCGCUGUGCGAGGGAGGCGCCAGGUGCCGGGAGCAGGGGGAGGCUCAGAGUGCAGAGGGCCGCGGGCUCUGCCCCUCGCCCGCCCUCCUCCUCCCCCUGGCCGCCUCCGUCCUCCACUUCAAAGAGCACCCACGAGAGGGGGUUCCCGGGGAGGCGCGCAGCCCAGUGGCGGCUCUGUGGCGCGGCCGCCUUUAUAGCUGUCAGGCAGACAGGGAGGAACUCACACUUCCCACCAGGCUGCUCCCCCGCCCGCCGCCGGCUGGCCUGGCGCACACUUUAACCCACUCCGCGCCUCUGGAGCCCGGCCAGGCCGGCCCAGCUGCCUGCCGACUGCGGCCUCGGCGGCGGCCCAGAGCAGCGAGCCGCGAGCGGGGAGGCCGCCUUCCCGGGUCCGGGACGGGGAACACGCGUUGGGGCGUCCAGGCGGAGCAGCCGCGGGCCCGGGGUCACGGGGGAGGUUGGGGGUGGCAAAGCCCAGCCCCAGCCUCGGCCCGGUCCGGCUUCUGCCUCGGGAGGGGAUCCGGUCCUCCGGUGCUCCCCAGAACGGGGUCCGGGGAUGUAGGAGACAGCCGGUCUGACGGCUCCGUUUUACGGAUGGGAAAGGUGAGGUCCGGGCCACCCAGCCGGCCCUGGAAAGGUCCUCCUGAGGAGCAGACGCCUAUGCGAGCGGAGGGACGAAGGGAGACCCAGUGGCGGCUCAGCCAAGGGUUCCGGGGAAGGGACAGAAGUGCCCGGGUGCUGACCGGAUGGCCGACAUGGCCAGGGCCGGUGGAGGGCCGGGGGGCUGGGGAACCAGCCUGGCUGGGCCCAGGCCAGUCGGGCAGCCCCUGGCAGGCCAGACCCGUGUUCCUGCUGAGUCAGAGUGUGGAGCGGAGGACGGAGCAGGCAGCACACGCUCCAGCCCCCGGGCACCCGGGAGGACCCCGGACUCUGCAGGCGGUCCCCGAAGCAGGGCCUGGCACCCACCGCUUACACACCAGCCUCCUCCCUGGAGCCCGUCCUCCUGGCGCCCACCAUGUAAGGUCUUCUGAGCCAUCUCAGCCGCCCCCUGCCUCUGCUGCGCAGGGGUCAUAGGCCCGCACGGGCACCUGGGGAUCCCCCUCCUCCCCUCCAUCCUCCCUGCCAGAGGAGCUACGGUGAGCUCCUUCGGCGGCCACCUUGGGUGGCUGAGAGUUAUCCCGUCCCCGUGGCCUGUCUGGCCGCUGACAGGAACAGUGGAGAAGGAGUAAGAGUAAAACAGCACCGCCCGCUCCCGUGCAUGGAGCCCUUCCCGGGCACCGGGAGCUAUGAGGCCAGCAUCUUCCUACGCCCAUUUUGCAGAUGGACAGACUGAGGCUUCAAGUCCCACAUCCAGUGUGUGACCCUCCCAGGUGCCUGCCACGCUUCCGCCCCACCCCAGCCUCCACCUGGAGGAAUCCGCCAAGGUUCUCCCCCAAGGGACACCGGUGAGCCCCCAAACUCCAGACCCGCAGGGAGCUGCACCUGCUUUUUCUGCUGGUGGCCUGGGAACGUCAGGAGAGAACUCAGGAGCCAGGGAAGGCUUCUGGGAGGCCCCCCAAGACCCUAGGAAUUUGGGGUGAAGAAUAAAGCACAGGCAGGACUGUGCUCCGAGUGUGGAGAGCUGUUGGCCCUGGGGGGAGCUGGUGAGGGUGGGCCUCCUGGGCCACAGGCCAUAGGUGCCCUGGGGACUCACUUCACAGGGUCCCAGCGAGGCUCUCGGGGCAGGAACCCAGAGCGCCCUCCCGAGGAGCCUCGGGGCCGCUGUGCUCAGAAGGGACCCACGCUUGCGGCCGUCACUGUACUGAAAGUCUUAAUAAUGUUACGCUUGGAUCCGUA
Messenger RNA from Acinonyx jubatus (cheetah), 2295 nucleotides. Its product is annotated as collagen alpha-1(III) chain-like. The transcript has 2 exons. Lineage: Eukaryota; Metazoa; Chordata; Mammalia; Carnivora; Felidae. Bases 325 to 1533 code for a protein of 402 amino acids. The record is from RefSeq and is a predicted model, not a curated record.